Messenger RNA from Lactuca virosa, 4596 nucleotides. The record is from the annotation of a GenBank genome assembly. Lineage: Eukaryota; Viridiplantae; Streptophyta; Magnoliopsida; Asterales; Asteraceae.
CAACAGUCGCCAAUGAAAAUCCAAAACCCUUUGCCAAUUCGAUGCAAUCGAAUGUGGGAAUGAAUGUCGACGGCGACGGCGACGGCGACGUAGUCCAAUAGUUUUUAAUUGGUAGUAGAAUGUUCAGAACUCCGACAACUAGUGUUGGCGGCAACGGCGGUGGUAUCCCGUUAACUACCACCACCUCCGCUCAAUCACCAAACCAGUCGGACACGGGUGAUCAAAGCCACCAUCGGUCUGCUCCUUCGAGAGCCAUUCAGUUUCACCCGGCCAAACCCGCCAUCAUCGACCUAUUCAACCUCUAUCUCGGUAGAAAUGGCCGCCAUAAGUCAGACGAUUCGAUCCGAGAACCUCCGAACAAGACACAAAAGCGAGUUAUUGCCCUCAAUAGAGACAUUCACAUUCCUCCGUGCGAUGGACAGUUUCUUUUAGACUUUGAGCAACUUCAGAGUCAGUUUCCUGGUCAAGAACAACUGCGUGCUGUGUUGGAGUCUGUGUUUGUAUCUAUGAUUAUCCAGUGUAGUGGUCAUGCACCAAGAUCAGAGUUUCUUCUUUUUGCUUUGCGUAGUUUGUACAGUAUUGGGUAUAUAUAUUGGGAUUCUUUUCUAUCGUCUCUUCUUUCUUCAGUCACAUCUGCAGAAAUGUCUCAUAUUCAGUCUCCAAAUCCGGAGUCAUCUUUGAUUUCAGUUCAUGGAAUUGGAUCUCCAUCUCAAUCAGCAAAUGAAACAUCUUGUACAGCUUUGUCUCCUGUCAAAUCAUCAAUAAAAGAUUUCCCUAUAAGCAGCCUGCGUAAGUUAUCUUGUGAGAUAAUUAUUUUUGCCAUGGAAGCCAACUUAAAGCCAAGUACAUAUGCUGAUAUUUUCUGCCACAUGAUGAAGUGGCUGGUAAACUUGGAUCAUAAGGCCUUAUCUGAAUGGCUACAAAAGUGUUUAGAUGUGGUUUGGAUGUUGGUUGAUGAAAAGAAAUGCCACGUCCCCUUCUAUGAACUAUUGCGAAGUGGACUACAGUUUAUAGAAAACUUACCUGAUAACAAAUCACUAUUUACACUCAUUUUGGAGGUUCAUAGGAGACGAGGUAUGAUGGCCAUGUACAUGUUAAUGUUAGAUCAACAUCUUCAUUGCCCUACAUUUGGAAGUCAACGCCUUUUGUCUCAAGCUGCAAUUAACAUGAUUGGUGAAUCAGUCCCACAUCCAAGAUACUCACCUAUUACAUAUCCAAGUGUUCUUGGAGAGCCAUUGCAUGGGGAGGAUAUUGCUUUUUCAAUUCAGAGAGGAAGUGUUGAUUGGGAGAGAGCUAUGCGAUGUAUUAGGCACGCCCUUCGUAAUGCUCCAUCACCUGAUUGGUGGCGGCGUGUGCUUCUGGUGGCACCUUGUCACCGAGCACAGCCACAAGGAUCACUAGCAGGUGCUGUCUUUAGUUCUGACAUGAUUUGUGAGGCAACCAUUGAUAGGAUUGUUGAACUCUUGAAGCUUACAAAUUCAGAUGUGGAUUGUUGGCAGGAGUGGCUUAUCUAUUCAGAUAUCUUUUUCCUUCUCAUGAAAAGUGGUUGCAUUGAUUUUGUUGAUUUCUUGGACAAGUUAAUUUUAUGCAUAACCAAGGAAGAUAAUCAAGAAAUUCUCAAGACAAAUCAUGUCACAUGGUUGCUUGCACAAAUUAUACGUAUCGAGCUUGUAAUGACCACUUUAAGCACAGACUCAAGAAAAGUGGAAACAACCAAAAAAGUUUUGUCAUUCCAUAAAGAAGCCAGACCCUCGGAUCCUAAUAAUCCCCAAAAUACCCUUCUUGACUUUAUAACCAGUUGUCAAACCCUUCGAAUAUGGUCACUCAAUUCAUCAACAAGAGAAUAUUUAAAUAGUAACCAACUUCUUAAAGGAAAGCAAAUAGAUGAAUGGUGGAGGCAAGUAGGUAAAGGGGAUCAUAUGAUGGAUUAUAUGAAUUUGGAUGACAGAUCCAUUGGGAUGUUUUGGGUUGUAUCUAACACCAUGGCACAUCCUGCUUGUGAGAUGGUGUUGACUUGGUUGACUUCUGCUGGACAUGAAGAAUUACCAGGUCAAAAUAUACAGACUAAUGAGAAAAUGACAGUCAUGAGGGAGGUUAAUCCUGUCCCAGUGUCACUAAUGUCAGGAUUUUCAAUUAAUUUGUGUCUGAAACUGGCUUUACAGAUGGAAGAUGUUAUGUUUUUUGGACAGCAUGCACCUAGUAUUGCCAUGGUGGAAACAUAUUGUAGGUUGCUUCUUAUUUUCCCUCAUUCGUUGUUUCGUUCACAUUUAAGUCAUUUGCUUCAGAGGAACCCUGAAACUUUUAAAAAGCCUGCAGCCACACUUUUAGUGCUUGAAAUACUCAACUACCGCUUAUGUUCAUUGUACAGAUACCAAGGAAAGAGCAAGCCAUUGAUGUAUGACAUCAUCAAAAUUCUGUCUACACUAAAAGGAAAACGUGGAGAUCAUCGAGUGUUUCGAUUGGCUGAGAACUUAUGCAUGAAUCUCAUUAUGUCAUUGAGAGAAUUUUUCUUUGUGAGGAAGGAAGGGAAGGGAGCUUCUGAGUUGACCGAAACAUUGAACCGUGUAGCUGUAACGAAUCUUGCUAUCAUUAUUAAAACACGUGGAAUUGCUGACGUGGACCACCUUCUAUAUCUUCCAACAAUGUUGGAACAGAUAUUGACUGAUAGUCAACACACAUGGUCAGACAAGACCUUAUGUUACUUUCCAGGUGUCCUUCGUGAGGCCUUGAUUGGGAGGGUGGACAAGAGAGGCCUUGCAAUCCAAGCAUGGAAACAGGCAGAAGCAACUGUUAUCCAUCAAUGUACACAGCUCCUAUCACCACCAGAUGAUCCAACUUAUGUCAUGACUUAUAUAAGUCAUAGUUUUCCUCAACAUAAACAAUAUCUAUGUGCUGGUGCAUGGGUACUAAUGCGUGGACACCCUGAGAAUAUUAACAGUGCAAACCUGGGACGUGUGCUUGGAGAAUUUUCUCCUGAGGAAGUGACUGCAAAUGUGUACACUCUGGUGGAUGUCCUUUUGUGUAAUAUUCACUUGGACCUAAAACAUGGACAUUCCUUGCAGGAUGUAAUAUCAAAUGUGUGUGGAAAUCUUGCACAUUUUAUUUGGAAACACGAGUUGCUGCCUCCAGAUGUUUUGCUUCUUGCACUGAUUGAUCGUGAUGAUGAUCCCCAUGCAUUGCCUAUUGUGGUUAAUUUACUUGAAAGACAAGAGCUUCGACAAAGAAUAAACUUUUAUGUUGCUAAUUGUGGAAGCAGCCCUGAUCAUUGGCUUCAAACUGGAAUAUUUAAUCGUACUGAAUUACAGAAAGCUCUUGGCAAUCAUUUGUCAUGGAAGGAAAGGUCACCAACAUAUUUUGAUGACAUGGCAGCACGUUUACUUCCUGUAAUCCCAUUAAUUAUUUAUAGACUUAUCGAAAACAAUCUUACAGAUUUAGCAGAUCGUGUCCUUCAAUUCCAUUCAUCUUUCCUUCAUUUCUACCCUUUAAAUUUCACAUUUGUUCGUGACAUUCUUUCAUAUUUCCACCCUCAUCUUCCCCCAAACCUCAUUUUCCGUAUACUAAGCAUAUUAGACGUAAAAAAGACACCAUUCUCCGAGUCAUUUCCUCAACAUGUGAAUUCAUCAAACAACAUAUCUCCACCAUUGGAGUACUUCACUUCUCUUUUAACAAAUCUUGUAAAUAUUGUCAUCCCACCUUUAUCUAAUAAAACUAACCAAUCAGAAUCAACUUUCAAACCCCAAAACCAAAAACCAUUCUAUCAAAUUCAAGAUCCCGGGACACAUACGCAACUUGUUCUCGAAACCGCAGUUAUAGAAAUCCUAUCUCUCCCCAUAACCCCAACACAAAUUAUCUCAUCAUUUGUACAGAUUAUUAUUUCCUCCCACUUUCAACCAAAAUUUAAUCAAUCAUCUUGUUUGAUGAUUCAAGCAUGUGGGCUUCUCUUGGCUCAGCUUCCUGUUGAGUUUCAUACACCGCUUUUUGCUGAGGUGGCACAUGUGAUUAAGGAGAGUUCGUGGCAUUGCAAUGGUUAUGGCUAUGUUUUGUUGGAUCCAACAUGGGCAUGUCAAGAAAAUACCUCAACUGCCCUUGGAAAUAUGGUGGCAUUGCUUCAUGCGUUCUUCAGUAAUCUUCCACAUGAAUGGCUGGAGAAAACACAUCUUCUUGUGAACCAAUUAAGACCUGUUUCUUCUGUUGGAGUGCUAAAAAUAACUUUUCGUAUAAUUGGUCCUUUGUUGCCAAGAUUAGCAAAUGCUCACACUCUGUUUGUUAAGACUUUGGAACUGCUUUUGAGCAUGAUGGUGGAUGUGUUUGGGAAGAAUAGUCAGCAGCCAUCAAUUCCUGUUGAAGCAUCAGAUAUAACUGAUCUUAUAGACUUCCUUCAGCAUGUGGUGCAUUAUGAAGGGGAGGGGGGACCUGUACAGACGAAUUCUAAACCAAAAGCAGAUGUAUUGGGUUUAUGUGGAAGAGCCAUUGAGAACUUGCGUUCAGAUUUGCAGCAUCUUCUUUCUCACUUAAAAACUGAUAUUAUGUAAAUUCUUCUCAAAAAUCCAUCUUCAAGUUUCAGGUUUUACUUCUCUUUUACUUACAUUACAUGCU